Molecule: messenger RNA, 1082 nt
Organism: Camelina sativa (false flax)
Lineage: Eukaryota; Viridiplantae; Streptophyta; Magnoliopsida; Brassicales; Brassicaceae
Source: RefSeq, a predicted model, not a curated record
AUUGUCAAGGAAGCCGAGGAUUACGGGUGUUCUCAAGUGGACCUGCUACAAAACACACACACACACCUCUUCCUCUUUAAACUCACUCACUCUCUCUUUCAUUUUGGGUCAAACAAGUCAACAAAAGCAAAACCUCUUUCUUCCUUACUCACUCUCUCUAGAUUCUCUCGUCUCUCCUCUGAAGAGAGCGAUUCUUUUUUUAAGUCUUAACAAUGACGUCGACGACUUGCGCAAAGGAGGUGCAUUACAGAGGAGUAAGAAAGAGGCCAUGGGGUCGUUACGCUGCUGAGAUAAGAGAUCCUUGGAAGAAAACUAGGGUUUGGUUAGGCACUUUCGACACUCCCGAAGAAGCCGCUCUUGCUUACGACGGCGCCGCUCGUUUCCUCCGUGGUAUCAAAGCCAAGACUAACUUCCCUUCUCCUCUCUCUCUCGACCUCAACCACAUCCCUUCCGCUCCCUCCGCCUCCGCCGCAGAUAGCCAACACCAACACCAUCACCAUCAACAUCAACAGCUCUGGUUCGCCGCGCCUCCUCCUCCUCCUACUGUCUCCGACCACCAUCACCAACACCAACACCACCGGAUUUUUCUACGAACCGGAGUGCUAAACGACAAAACUUCAGAUUACACCUCCACCGAAGCGCCGCUUUACUUCACCGCCUCGUCUAACGCUGCCACGUCAUCACCUGGUGGUCGAGUUGUUGGGUUUCCUAUAAUGAGUCCUUCUCCUUCUUCCCCUGCUACGGUGAGACGUGGCUUAGCCAUUGACCUCAACGAGCCUCCGCCGCUUUGGCUGUAAAACAAAAGUAUCAUUGUCGAUGUAACGGUGCCGUUUUGAGCGGACUUUUAUAUACGGCGCCGUUUUUAGACAUCUUUCGGUGUGGAACUAUUUGUUUUAACUUUUUAGUCUCUUCUUUUUAGCAAAUAUCAUUUUGAGGUUUUUUUUAGUAGUUCUUUUAUCCUUCUUUUGUUCGUUAUGUAAGAGACGGAUAAGAUCGAUCGUUAUGAGAUCCAUGUUGCGGGAAAAACAAAAGAAACUUAUUUAAUUAUCAACAAGCCGUAUGUAUCUUUAAGGAUUCGAUCA